Messenger RNA from Clunio marinus, 1659 nucleotides. The record is from the annotation of a GenBank genome assembly. Lineage: Eukaryota; Metazoa; Arthropoda; Insecta; Diptera; Chironomidae.
UGCUUUCAAAUUUUGAAAUAUCUGAAAGCUUGGUGAUCUUUUAAUAGUCAGAGCUUUACAAAAGAUGCAAAAAGUGCAAGCCCCUUUUUUAAAAAUUUUGUAUCAGUGAACAUUUUACACUCAUAUUUUUAAACAGAAUGAGUUAUAAAGAAGAUCUAAAUGAUAGAAAUAAAGAUAUAUUGGAAGUAAAAAAAAUAGAUGACGAAACUCGUGACUUUCUCGGAGUUUCAAUUUUAAAGUUUCUUGACAAAAAAAAUUUGUUAAAUAAUCCUGCAAAACUAGCUCUUUUUUCUUAUUCUCAUCUACUUCAUUGGAAAUUCAGUCCUGAUACAAUCUCAAAAUGUAAAACGAGCAGUAAUUUAAAUUUUGAGACGGCACAAAACUAUUUUAAGCAUACGGAAAAGUUUAAACAAAUUCCAUUUCAUGUGAGAUCACUUGAUAAUUUAACGGAAGGAGGAAUCGAUGUAGGAUCAAUAACAGAAAUUUUUGGAGAGGCUGGAAGUGGUAAAAGUCAAAUUUGUUUUCAACUUGCAUUAAAUUGUCAGCUCUCGUCAGAAGUAAUGGCAUCCCCAGGAAAAGCUUUAUACAUAAGCACUGAUAAACGUAUAUCGACAGAAAGAAUAAACCAAAUGUCUAGAGCGUUUAAGGAAAGGUUUAAAAAUCAUCCUUCUGUUCAAGAUCUGAAAUGUCUCGAUAAUAUUUACGUCGAAGAAUAUAAUACAGUUGAGGAUUUUCGGAGAACAAUAUUGAAAUUACAACGUAAUCAUGAAAUCCUUAGUAAUCUUAAAGUUCUCAUAAUAGACUCUAUAGCUGGAAUAUUUCGCCAUGAGAAUAACUACAUAAAAAGAUCAAAAGAUAUUCGAGAAACCUUUCAGUUAUUUGAACGAUUCGCAGUUAAAUAUAAUUUUGCAAUAUUAGUGACAAAUCAUCUGACAUCUAUUCCAGAAACCCAAAAGCAAACAGCUUCACUAGGAUCAACAUGGGACUCUUUAGUGUCUACUAAAAUAAAAAUUGAAAAACUAUUAAAUUUUGAAGAUUCUGAAAACGAAUCACAUCAAGUCCGAUUAAUGUCCAUUGUGUAUAGUCCCAGACUUCCAUGUAGUAAAGCUAAAUUUUCUAUAAAUAGCUCCAGUUUAGCUGACGAAGUAAAUCCAAAAGCAUAUCCUCUUGCGGAUGCAACAUUGACGACUAAGAUCAUGACUUUGAUCCAGCAAGCUGUUAACUACAAACAGUUAAGACGUGGAGCCAAUGAAGCAACUAAAACUUUGAAUCGCGGUCUUUCGGAAUUUAUUGUCAUGGCAGCUGAUGCUGAACCUUUGGAAAUUCUUUUACAUUUACCAUUACUUUGUGAGGACAAGAACGUUCCUUACGUUUUUGUCCGCUCCAAGCAGGCCUUAGGAAGAGCUUGUGGUGUAUCUCGACCCAUCAUUGCUUGCAGUGUAACUUCAAAUGAGGGUUCGCAAUUAAAACCUCAAAUAACAACCAUUCAACAAGAAAUCGAAAAACUCUUGGUUUAAACCGUUUAUUCUUAUCGAUCUCAGGCUGAUCCAAUACAAAAGCUUCAUAUUUGGUUUUUUUAACAUAUAUGUUAAGAAGAAUUUUCUUUUGUAAUAAAUAGAUUAAGGAAGACAAUAUAUGAUAAUCUUAUGUAUAAAUUGA